AAAAAUAAAUCUUGUUUUUUAAAAAAAAUAAAAUCUUUGCUUUUAAAAAUAUGAGUUCUCUAGUAAAUUCUAAUUCUUGGCAAAACAAACUUAAAUCAUGUAAAGGAGACUAUCCAACAUUAAAACAACAAAAAACAAUUGAAGAAAAUUUUCAACGAGAUGAUAUCUUUGGACACAAAUAUAACGUUAAUGAUCUAUUUAAACAGUUCUACAAAGUUUGGCCUGAAGAAUCUCAAAGAGUAAAACCAAAAAGACAACCAAAUUCUUUCAUGAUAUUAAGAGCCGUCUUAGGAUUAGUGGCAAAUGAUAAAAAUAUUAAGUCCAAAAUUGGAGAUGGAACAGAACAGAGUAGGCUUGCAUCGUUUAUUUGGGGCGGAGCGAGUGAAAAUGAAAAAAAUAAAUUUGAACAAUUAUGCUCUGAAUUUAAAACAUUACACCGCCAACUCUACCCUCAAUACGUUUACAAACCAACUCCCAGAAAUACAAAAGUUGGUUCCGUCGUGGAGAUAAAAACGGCAGAAUCAUACCAGUCUCUUGGUAUUUCAACAAGUAUAUCCGCUCCCAUGGGUCACAUAGGGCAUUCUUUCCAAACAGAGAUAAAUGACACUUACCAACACCAAGAAGAAAUGGAGAUGGAAAUAAAUACAAGUGAAUUAGAUCAGCACACAUUCUUUGAUGGUUAUUUCCCCUAUGUACAAUAUAAUAAUCAACAUUAUUCUUCGAUUUCCGUAAAUUGCCCAGAUCCAAAUGAUGGUCAAACAUCAUUUAGUGGCAACGUCGAUCUACUCACACCAUAUUUCACCACAGUCCGUCAUCCUUUUGGAAGUUAUCAGGAUCUACAAUUUCCCCGUGCGGGACAAAAUAAUAAUAAAUUUUAUAAAUAA
This is a messenger RNA of Rhizophagus irregularis DAOM 181602=DAOM 197198, 884 nucleotides long. RefSeq lists its product as uncharacterized. Lineage: Eukaryota; Fungi; Glomeromycota; Glomeromycetes; Glomerales; Glomeraceae. The record is from RefSeq and is a predicted model, not a curated record.